This is a messenger RNA of Parus major (Great Tit), 3568 nucleotides long. RefSeq names its product kelch like family member 32 (gene KLHL32). The transcript has 7 exons. The record is from RefSeq and is a predicted model, not a curated record. NCBI's taxonomy places the organism in Eukaryota, Metazoa, Chordata, Aves, Passeriformes, Paridae. Gene Ontology annotation, molecular function: protein binding. Bases 75 to 1232 code for a protein of 385 amino acids.
CUGUGAGGUGGUUGGAACACAACUGCCGCUACCAGUAUCUGGAUGAACUUCUCCAGUACGUCCGCUUCGGCCUUAUGGAUGUGGAUACACUGCAUACUGUAGCUCUUACUCAUCCUCUUGUCCAAGCCAGUGAAACUGCAACAGCGCUCAUUAAUGAGGCCUUGGCUUACCACCAGAGCGUCUAUGCACAGCCGGUUUGGCAAACUGCAAGGACAAAGCCUCGCUUCCAGUCAGACACUCUUUAUAUUAUUGGUGGGAAAAAAAGAGAAGUCUGUAAAGUGAAGGAAUUGCGGUACUUCAAUCCAGUAGACCAAGAGAACGUUCAUAUCGCGGGAAUCGCCAACUGGAGUGAGCUGGCGCCUAUGCCUGUGGGGAGGAGCCACCACUGCGUUGCUGUCAUGGGAGACUUUCUUUUUGUAGCUGGUGGAGAGGUAGAGCACUCCACAGGGCGCACGUGUGCCGUGAGGACUGUCUGUCGAUAUGAUCCUCGCACUAACUCCUGGGCGGAGAUAGCGCCGAUGAAGAACUGCCGGGAGCACUUUGUGCUGGGAGCCGUGGACGAGUACCUCUAUGCCGUAGGGGGCAGAAACGAACUGCGUCAAGUGUUGCCCACAGUUGAACGCUACUGCCCCAAGAAGAACAAGUGGACCUUUGUACAGUCCUUUGAUCGGUCGCUCUCUUGCCAUGCGGGAUAUGUGGUGGAUGGUCUUCUUUGGAUAUCAGGAGGAGUAACAAAUACUGCACAAUAUCAAAAUAGACUCAUGGUCUAUGAUCCUAAGCAGAAUAAGUGGUUAAGCCGUAGCCCGAUGCUGCAGAGGAGAGUGUAUCACUCCAUGGCCGCUGUCCAAAGGAAGCUGUACGUGUUAGGUGGGAACGACCUCGACUACAACAACGAUCGGAUCCUGGUCCGGCACAUAGACUCCUACAGCAUAGAUGCCGACCAGUGGACUCGUUGCAGCUUCAACAUGCUGACAGGUCAAAAUGAGUCUGGAGUUGCUGUCCACAAUGGUAGAAUAUAUUUAGUUGGUGGCUAUUCGAUUUGGACAAAUGAGCCUUUGGCAUGUAUCCAGGUGCUGGAUGUUAGCAAGGAGGGGAAGGAAGAGGUAUUCUAUGGGCCUACACUCCCCUUCGCUUCCAAUGGAAUAGCAGCCUGCUUUCUUCCAGCUCCUUAUUUCACAUGCCCCAACCUUCAGACUCUGCAAGUGCCUCACCACAGGAUCGGCACAAUGUGACGCAUUCCUUGCGCUUCACAGAAUCGAAAGUGGAGGGGGAAAGCGUCAAACCCUGUGUACAGAAGGGUUUCUCUGGGUCAGUGAGAAGAAUAAAUCCACUUGGGCUGCUGCUUUACCAUCACACAUUUGUCUUAAAGUCGGAUCACAGCAGGCAGGCAGGAAGUUACAAAGCCUGUAUGCGGCUUCUCUCCUCGGCCUCAGACGUGGAAGCAGCUACGUGAGAGCGUUGUGCAUUUCUGCUGGUGACUACUUGCUACGUGUCUUCUUCAUUUCCUUAUGCAACUUCGUCAGGCAUUGUGGAUGCUCUCAGUUCUUCCUGGGCUGCUGCUCUUUGGAGUCUGCACAGUCAGUUGUUCACCAGUGGCGCUUUCAAAGACAAUAAAAAAGCUCUGUUUAUGUUGACAAAGAUGAUAUAAUACUGUGCUAAUUAUGCAACUUACUCAAUACCUUUGGCAAAAAGAAUAACAAAUGUGUUGACUUCCAAUUCUGAACUCCAUCGUUUACAGUUUCUCAUUUAAUAAUACUUCAUUUGAAAUUUAAAUACUUCAAAACAGAUUAAAACAAAAAUAAGAAACAAACAAGCCCUAUAGGAUAUGAGGAACAGAUAAAAAUUGUCUCAGCUGAAAGGCAAAGAAAAUGAAGCCUCAUGGUUAAACUCAAGUCUGAACUGAAUGUGUUUGUCUGAGAAUCUAAAGAUUGUUUGGGAUGUCAUUCACCAAGGUCUACUACCAAAUAAAUGUUACCUUCUGUCAUAUGAUCAAUUCUUCCUGACAGCUGCAUUCUUUUAAUGCUGGAGAUCAGCCUCUUUACUGUAUAAUUAAAAUGUGCCAUUUACUUAAUAUUUUUAAUAUCCAGUUUGCAAGGGGUCACCACAUUUACAAUUAUCAAUGAGCAGUCUCAUUUUGUCCAACAUAUGGUCCCACAAAUCACUGGUCUCCAGAGGCUAAACAGGUGUAGAACAAUGUCAAUAUUUAUUUAUUUAUUCUUUCAGUUUAUAUAGUGUGUCUGCAUUCCACUCUCCAGGCAUAUGCCAGCUCACAGCAAAUACUCUAACCUGGUAUAUUUUGACUUUGCUUGGCUACUGCAGCCCCUAUCUCUUAUCUCUGUGUUUCAUUUACAUAUUGAACAAAAAUGUCAAUGUUUGUAAAUAUUAACCAAGCAUGUAAUUAAAUCUUUCUCUAUUUCUGAUUUGUGGAUACUCUGCACUUCUCUGCCUUACCUACCGAUCAGCUCCCUGCCACUGUGCUGCCUGAGCAGAGCUAUCAAAUUCCUUCUGAUGCUCCUGCUAAUGCCAUGUGUGGAAUAAGCUACAGCAGUAGCCCGUGCCUGCUGGACAGGAACAGGUUUGACUUUGUCCAGUGAGCAGUGCUUUCUAAUCAGAACUGUCUUUUAACUUUUUAGGGUGUGAUUACAGGGAGGUAACUUUAUUAUCAUUUCUGUCUCCUGCUGGGCAGUGUACUGGUGGAACAUCACCUUUCCUUUUCCAUACACACUCAGGUUAGAAUGUUUUAUGGUUGGGUUUUUUGUUUUGUUUUUGUUUUUGUUUUUUUUCCUGCUGAGCCUUCUCACUUUGGUUGUCUCGAGCAGAGCUGCAGCUGCCCAGUCUUUGCCUGGCACACCAAUUCAAGUUGCUAACACCAUCUCCCUGUGUGCUCCAAGCACACCUGUAUCUAGGCAGGACUUUUCUCUGUGCUGUGUGGGAGCUGGAUAGGCUGUACAUCAAGACAUAUUUUAAUUUCUUAUUUGAAUUUGUUUGAUCUGAAAAUCUGCAUGCAAGGGGCAACUCUCUGAACAGUUCAUUUAUAGAUAUUGUUUUCCUGUGUGGACCGCAGGUUCCAAGUCAAACAAGUAUUCAAACUUUGACUGAGGUGUGGUUUUCAGGGAGACAAAUAGAGUACAUGUCUCAUUUUCAAGAGGAGGGAAACUAAAAUAAUCAAAAUGUGUGCAGGGUCUUUGAGUCUUAUCCCAGAGCUAUCACACCAGGACCUGCAGGACAGAUGGAGGGUGCUUUGUUGCACCUGAAGUCAGAAAAUGCUUCAUAGCCCUUGCCAGAUGAGCAAAACCCAGUUAAUUAUUACCAGGAACCUUUUGUGGCCAGAGCUGCCUCUUCUGAUUUAUCUGUAUAUCUGUAAAUCACCUGUGGAGAGCAAAGAACCGAUUAGUGUGGAUUACUGGAGCUAUUCACUGCAGAAAUGCCAAGCUACCUAAUGAUGACUUAUACUGUAAGUCCUGCUGUUGGAAUAAAUCUGCUGUCCACCAAUUAAUGUUGUACAAUUCCUAUUAAAUACAUAUUAUAUAAUAGACAAAAAUGUAUUAAUAAACUUGCUCAAAUAUCA